Sinocyclocheilus grahami is the source of this 817-nucleotide messenger RNA. RefSeq names its product ectonucleotide pyrophosphatase/phosphodiesterase family member 2-like. The record is from RefSeq and is a predicted model, not a curated record. The transcript has 6 exons. The coding region runs from base 31 to 807 and encodes 258 amino acids. Gene Ontology annotation, molecular function: metal ion binding; hydrolase activity; nucleic acid binding. NCBI's taxonomy places the organism in Eukaryota, Metazoa, Chordata, Actinopteri, Cypriniformes, Cyprinidae.
AAAAAUCUUCCUUACGGUUGGCCAGCAGUCAUGCUCCUCACCAAAUACUACAUCCUUCAUCAUAGUGAUUACAUUAGUGGUUACAGUGAAGCUUUGUCCAUGCCUCUCUGGACGUCUUAUACUGUAUCUAAGCAGGUAGAUUUCACUCCUCUGACUGAGGCUCUGAGCAACUGUGUUCGGCCUGAUAUUAGAGUUCCUACAGUCUACAGUCAGUCCUGCUCAAACUACCGUGCAGACAAACAGAUUUCCUACAGCUUCCUCUAUCCACCUCAGUUGUCCUCCUCUCAGGAAGUGAGAUAUGAUGCUGUUCUCAUUACCAACACUGUACCAAUGUAUCCAGCAUUCGAACGUGUGUGGGGUUAUUUCCAGAAAUCACUUGUGAGACGUUAUGCUAGUGAGAGAAAUGGAGUGAAUGUGGUUGUUGGACCCAUCUUCGACUAUGACUACAAUGGUCUUAGGGAUUCAGCAGAGACAAUAAAACAGUAUGUCAGUGGCUCUGUGCAAAUCCCAAGUCAUUACUACAUUGUGGUUACAAGUUGUCUGGAUUACACACAGACUGUUGACUCCUGUGUUGGUCCUCUCAGUGUGUUCUCUUUCAUCCUUCCACACCGAUCAGAUAAUGAUGAAAGCUGUAAUAGUUCAGAGGACAAGACAAAGUGGGUCGAGGAACUGAUAAAGACACACACAGCACGUAUAAGAGACGUAGAGUUACUUACAGGACUGGACUUUUAUCGCCACACUAGCAGGACCUAUGAGGAGAUCCUCUCUUUAAAAACGUACUUACACACAUAUGAGAGUGAGAUCUAAACCACUGCAG